CUUUCGAUGACAAUACUUGUCUCAGUUCUGCGAUGGAAGACGCGUCCACCGUAACGACCCAUCCUCGCUCGCAGCCAGUAAUCAGUAACUCUUCGUACGCCGCUCGCAAAGCAAGUUGAACGGAAGAUCGCUUAGUUUCGGUGUGUUUACAAAAAAAAUCUUCGCCCACUUUUUCGCUGUACGCAUAAUGCAGAUGGAAACAUAUGUAAUAAAUAAUUGACCACAGCCGAACAACCCAGCAUCAAUACCAACGACGUCGUGUCCAAAAAUGACCCCUGGCCGAUGAGUUCAACAACGGACAAAGAAGGUUUUCGAUGCAGCUAGCUGAGAAAGUUACUCCACGGAAUGAGCCAGCCAGUGCGAGUGCACAUGCCGAGGCAACGAAUCCGGCACUUUGGGAACCAACAACAUUGCACAUAGCAAUAGCUCCCAUUCGAAUGUGAUAGUUUAUGGUAAUAAGUAGCAAACAAACCAAUGUUGUGAUUGUUAAACUAGAAGUGAUAAACGCGUUUAUGCCUUACUGAGAAGCAAAAAGUUGCAGUGACGCAAUAGUGAACCAAUUAGAUUACGUAGAACGCAAACCGCGAGUGUUUACAAAACAAUGGCAAAAGUGGCUGUCGGAGAUAAUUUGGCCCCAGUGCAGGGGUUUACUCAGAGUCGUCGAUCGAGCGGGGCGAGUUCCCAGCUACGACCCGACCAGAACAACGAUGGCGGCGGAAUCGAGCUGAAGAAAGAACUUGGCCUCAUGGACGGUGUGGCCAUCAUUGUGGGAGUUAUCGUCGGAGCCGGGAUUUUCGUGUCCCCCAAAGGAGUGCUACUGUAUUCUGGCUCAAUCGGUCAAGCGAUUAUCGUGUGGAUUUUGUCCGGAGUCCUCAGCAUGGUGGGCGCCUUGUGCUACGCUGAACUGGGCACCAUGAUCCCAAAGUCCGGCGGUGACUACGCAUACAUCGGGGAGGCUUUCGGCCCUCUACCAGCUUUUCUGUAUCUUUGGGUAGCGCUACUGAUCUUGGUGCCCGCUGGUAAUGCCAUAACGGCCAUCACGUUCGCCCAGUAUCUGCUGCAGCCGCUGUGGCCCACGUGUGAACCUCCGUACGAAUCGGUGCGGCUGCUUGCCGCUCUCAUCACGUGCCUUCUGACGGCGAUCAAUUGCUACAACGUGAAAUGGGUGACCCGCGUGACGGAAACUUUCACUGGAAUGAAGGUGCUAGCGCUGCUGGUGAUUGUAGCUGCCGGUGCAUGGUAUCUGUGUAGCGGCAAUACGGAACUGCUGGAGAACCCGUUCGAAAACUCCAAGGUCCAGCCAGGGUUCAUCGCGUUGGCGUUCUAUAACGGGCUGUUUUCGUACUCUGGGUGGAAUUAUCUGAAUUUUGUGACGGAGGAGCUGAAGGAUCCAUAUCGGAACCUUCCACGAGCAAUUUGCAUCAGCAUGCCUAUGGUGACCAUAAUCUACGUAAUCACCAAUAUCGCCUAUUUUGCUGUUCUUCCACCGGAUGUCAUGUUGUCUUCGCAGGCUGUCGCUGUGACAUUCGCUGAGAAAAUGCUCGGAUUUAUGGCAUGGGUCAUGCCGCUGUUUGUUGCUUGCUCAACAUUUGGAUCUUUGAAUGGUGCAAUUUUCGCUUCCUCUCGGCUGUUUUUCGUGGGAGCCCGUAAUGGUCACCUUCCAGCGGCGAUUUCGCUGAUCAACGUAAGCUGUCUUACACCGAUUCCAUCGUUGAUAUUCCUGUGCCUUCUGACAUUGGUUCUUCUGUUCAUCCGAGAUGUUUUCUCAAUCAUCAACUAUGUAAGUUACGUGGAGAUAUUAUUCAUCUUUAUUUCCGUCGCCGGAUUGCUGCAGCUACGCAAAAAGAAUCCUGACGCCAAGCGGCCCAUCAAAGUGUCCUUAGUCGCUCCGAUCGUAUUCCUCCUGACCGCGGGAUUUCUGGUGAUAUUCUCCGUCUUCGAAUCACCCACUGAAGUCGCAAUCGGCACCCUCAUCAUAGUGCUGGGCAUUCCAGUGUACUACGUUACGAUCCACAAGCCCUGGGCGUGGCUGACAGCCAAAUCUCAAGCGAUCAAUGUGCUCUGUGCGAAACUGUUCCUGUGUAUGCCCAACAGCGAGAAGCUAGACUAACGAAACAUGUCCGCCUGGAAGCUAGCGUGUUUUGUAAAUAGAUCGCUCGACAGUCGAGUCGAGGCUCGGAUCGUCACGUCCGAUACGAACUGGCAGUUCGCUAGCAGCCUUAAUAGUUUCACUACAUAUCGCAUGUGAAUGUAUAUAAAGAGCAAAUUUUCAACGAGCGGUUUUUUGACAGAUCCCCGUAUGUUAAGAUUCAAACGUGAGAUAAAUCUCUCUAUUUUUGUUUUUUUGCUCAAACUUUUUAUGCACAACGAAUAAUCUAUCAGAGAUCUUGUUUUUCAUAAGUUCACAAGAAGACAAUCAAGCAUUGCGUACUAUUGUAUCGCGUUGGAGCUGCAGAACAUUAUGAACCUACAGUGUUAUUAGAUAGGAUGGCAUUUAUUGAAAUGGAUACAACAUAACAAAAGUUAAGACUGUUUUGAAGCAAUUUUCCAUGGUUUUGUUAUAUAAGAUUUACAUCUCUAAGAAGUUUUUCUACGUAUAGCUUAAGUAAGGUUAAAUAAAUAACGCAUUCUUUUGAAAUAA
Toxorhynchites rutilus septentrionalis is the source of this 2641-nucleotide messenger RNA. RefSeq names its product Y+L amino acid transporter 2 (gene mnd). NCBI's taxonomy places the organism in Eukaryota, Metazoa, Arthropoda, Insecta, Diptera, Culicidae. The transcript has 8 exons. Gene Ontology annotation, molecular function: L-amino acid transmembrane transporter activity. The coding region runs from base 602 to 2110 and encodes 502 amino acids. Gene Ontology annotation, biological process: amino acid transmembrane transport. Gene Ontology annotation, cellular component: membrane. The record is from RefSeq and is a predicted model, not a curated record.